UGGAGAAGUAGGGUUUACUGGUUAGAAUUGGGAAGAAGUUUAUCACUAAGUAAAUUGAACCAUUCGAAAUUCAGGUUCAACCUCAACAGAAGAGAAUAGUUUCUUUUGUUAUGUUCUUUGCACCAUAUUACCCCUCUCUAUUAUCCAUAAACCCUAAAUCACCCCUCCCAUCCUAAGAGACAAAACCCCUGGCCCCCAUCGAAACAAAUCCUUCUUCCACCGGAUAAAAAAGUCCUCCUUCUAGUUGGUGGCUCUGCUUCUCGUCGGUGGCUUUGAGUCUCUCUUGCUCUCAUGACUUUCAUUCUCACUUUAUAAAUUGAAUUUAUUAGUGAGAAAAGCAGCUAGCAUGGCACAAAGAGAUAGUGACAUGAGGAAGAAACCAAACAUAUUGAUAACUGGCACACCCGGAACUGGAAAAACAACUACCGCAUCUGCUCUGGCAGAGGCCACCCAGUUCCGCCACAUUAAUAUUGGAGAUUUGGUCAAAGAGAAGAACUUGCAUGAUGGAUGGGAUGACCAGUUUGACUGCUACAUAAUUAAUGAAGACCUGGUGUGUGAUGAACUCGAAGAUAUAAUGGAAGAAGGUGGAAACAUAGUGGACUAUCAUGGUUGUGAUUUCUUUCCAGAGCGAUGGUUUGAUCAAGUUGUGGUUCUGCAAACUGACAAUUCUGUUUUGUACGAUCGUUUAAGCAAGAGAGGCUACUCAGAGACGAAGAUAUCCAACAACAUGGAAUGUGAAAUCUUCCAAGUCCUGUUGGAGGAGGCAAAAGAAAGUUAUCCAGAAGGCAUUGUGGUGGCGUUAAGGAGUGAUUCUAUCGACGACAUCACCAACAACAUUGCCACUCUGACUCACUGGCUCACCACUUGGCAAACUGUUCCAUAGUGGGAUCCUCAGCUUCCUCUCUGUGUUUUUUUUACUUUGAUUACUACCAUUUUAUUUGAGAGAACUUAUGGUGGGGACAUGUUGUCGGUGAUGUUCUUCGUUUACUGUAGUAACUACUAAGUACACUAGCUCCCGGAACCAAAUGGCUGAAUGUUUCCUUUGUAUGAAAUCCUUUUAGGUUAUCAGUACACUCAUAACCUUGAACCA
Populus trichocarpa (black cottonwood) is the source of this 1090-nucleotide messenger RNA. RefSeq names its product adenylate kinase isoenzyme 6 homolog. The transcript is spliced from 4 exons. The record is from RefSeq and is a predicted model, not a curated record. Gene Ontology annotation, molecular function: ATP binding; AMP kinase activity; ATP hydrolysis activity. The coding region runs from base 347 to 883 and encodes 178 amino acids. Gene Ontology annotation, cellular component: cytoplasm; nucleus. NCBI's taxonomy places the organism in Eukaryota, Viridiplantae, Streptophyta, Magnoliopsida, Malpighiales, Salicaceae.